Molecule: messenger RNA, 555 nt
Organism: Cryptomeria japonica (Japanese cedar)
Lineage: Eukaryota; Viridiplantae; Streptophyta; Pinopsida; Cupressales; Cupressaceae
Product: probable disease resistance protein At4g33300
Exons: 3
Coding region: 1-555 (184 amino acids)
Biological process (GO): defense response to fungus
Source: RefSeq, a predicted model, not a curated record
AUGCCUUUGUCAUCUUAUUGGAAUUGGAAUCAAGAAGCUAUCUCUUAUGGAAAUGCCUCGGAGCUGUACUUUUGUCAGUAUGAUGUAAUGCGAGACUUAGCCUUGUACUUGGGAUUCAGAGACAGUGCAGUCCAUGGGUUUGAAAGUACAUCGACAUUGAACAAUACCAACCUACAAGAUUUAAACCUGGAUCACUGUCAUGAUCAUGAGGUGUUGGCUCCUGGAAUCUACAAUAUUCAAUCAAUCCAUUGUCAUCUUAUUCAGAAUUUACCCUCUGAUCUUGGAAGUAUGAGCUAUCUAAGAGUAUUAAGGCUAUCGGCAUUAGCAAGCCUUAAAGAACUUCCUUCCUCAAUUGGAAAUCUUGUGUGGCUGGAAUAUCUGGACAUUUCAAUAUGUGAGGGUUUGAAAAAACUUCCAUGGGAAAUAGGAAAAUUGGGGAAAUUGAGUGAAUUUGGUAUGAGGGAGUGUUCUCGUUUGAGGAGACUACCUAGAACCGUCUAUGGGUUAGGUUCAUUGAAACGUGUUAUUUGUGAUGAGGACAUUGGAAAGCAGUAG